GUAAAUGCAGUGUCCAUGAGGGCAGACCCCCAACAGGCUAGUCACUGCAUUAGAACUAUGCUGAGGGAGCGGGAGGAGGUGGGGCCCUGUUUUGGGUUUAUAUAUCAAUAGGGGAUUCCACUCCAUCUCUCUGGCAGGCAGGCAGCAGAUAACCUGGGAGCGCAGGUUUUGACCGGAGGACCUCAACGAAACAUUUACGAUGCGCUUCGUCCAUCUCGGCCUCCUCGCACUGUGCCUGCUGUGCGUGGCGCCCUCGUGUGGCGCUUUUGGAAAUCGCCGGCUGUGCGGCAUCCAGCUCGUAGAAGCGCUGCUGUUUGUCUGUGGGGAGAAAGGGCUCUUCUACCAUCCCGGGAGAAGAGUGCGAGAGGAAAAUAUACGAAUCAUGAUGAGAGACAGCGCCUCCUUGCUGCGGGAGGCCAGAAUGAUCCUUGAGGGUGUAGAAGAGGGGCGAGCGAGCCGCAAUGGAAUGGCCAAGAGAGGGAUUGUGGAGCAGUGCUGCCAUUUCUACUGCAAUUACUACGACCUGGAGAACUACUGCAACAUAUAAGAACGGAGGGGUGCAACUGUGGGUCAAGGGACUGGUGGGAGGGAAAUGAGUGGGAAAAUAAAAGACAGGAAGUUGUGAAGAGAUCAGAGGUGAAGCUGAGAAAAAGAGGAAGUGGAGCAGCAAGGAAUUUGUAAGGGGAAGAGUGGAUGAGUCAAUUUGGAGGAAAAAAUUCUGUGUGGGAAGAACAGAGGACAGGAUAGGGUGAGAGAGAGGAUAGGGCAGGUUGGGUGCAGGAAAACAGUUUAAUAUCAGCUAAAUGUCAUUAAUGAUCAUUUUUAAAGCACUACUUGAUUAAUUAUUUCAGCAGUACUGGUCAUUUUGAUUACAACUUGUUUAUUUGUUUAUUUACCUGGAAAUAAAA
Molecule: messenger RNA, 908 nt
Organism: Anguilla anguilla (European eel)
Lineage: Eukaryota; Metazoa; Chordata; Actinopteri; Anguilliformes; Anguillidae
Product: insulin
Exons: 3
Coding region: 200-547 (115 amino acids)
Cellular component (GO): extracellular region
Molecular function (GO): hormone activity
Source: RefSeq, a predicted model, not a curated record